Messenger RNA from Camellia sinensis, 1396 nucleotides. The record is from RefSeq and is a predicted model, not a curated record. NCBI's taxonomy places the organism in Eukaryota, Viridiplantae, Streptophyta, Magnoliopsida, Ericales, Theaceae.
AGAAAGAACGAAAGUCACUCAUUAGUUGGGUUGGGAAAAAGUUGAAAAGUUUCAAUAAAGAUGCAGAAAAGAGGAAAAAGACAAGCCCCAUUUUCAUACUAACUGAGCAAAAUCCAAAGUUAAAGAAGUCAUGUAUACAUAGUAAACUAUGGAUACAAAUUAUGUAGCUUUCCUCCAUAACAUCUCAUCUUGGGCAAACUACAAAAUACUGCUCUUUUACAUGCUAGUAAAAUAUAAUCAGGUUCUAGAAAUUUUAAGAAUUUUAUGACUGGUUAUAACUGUUAUCAAUCAUAAGAAACAAAUAGCUGGUUACAUGACACUCCUUGAGGGAUGGAUUUAUGAGCACUUUCGUGGAUUCCGACCACACUUGAAUAUGAAUUAUACUCGAGACAUGCCACAUGUUUACCGUUGGAUUUCUCGGAGAGAGUCUGGUGAAGAGACACAGUUGCAGGCUUUUCGAGAGGAGCUUGAUAGGUUGGGUAUACAUGAUAUAAGUUGAAAAGUCCUUCAAAAUUUGAAACUCUAUAUCAUACAAAAUUUACAGUUGUCAUAUCUUACAAUUGUUAUUGUUUGUUGGUUAUUUGGGAUCCGUACCAGAGUUGCAAAGAUGUCCAUCCAUGUCAUCCAGUUACGUUCUACCACGGUUGCCUAAAGUGUUUGGAAGUAGUUGAAUCAUAUCACCCUGAUAGAGUGUUGAGACAGUUUGGCAGAGUGCAGACAAUCCCUAAUCCACCACUUGGCCCUAUGCGUGUUUCUCGAGGAGCCACAGCUCCAAUGUUAUGUAUGCAUACUUGGACAUCAUUUGGGAGGCAUGGGACAACCAUGUGUUAUCUGAUCGGAGGAGGAGUACACCGGUACGGAAACCUUGGGAUUGUGUUCCUGGUUACAUGAAUUGGUACCAGACCAUUACCUAUAUGUAUGUACAAAACCCAGCGCGUCGUUCUGAAGUGGACCCAAAUAUCCAUCAUUAUCAGUAUCCUAGCCAAGACGCACAGCGUAUGUCACAGAUAUAUCAGAUUACUCAUCCUUUCGUUGAGGCUGGCUAUGAGGACAAUGUUCAACAUCCUGAUAGGCUUUACUACGCAAUUGAUGCAAUCGAACAACUUCUUCAAGAUCAGCACAUUAGUGAAGCUACGCCCAGCACAUCCACUCAAGGUCAUUCUGCACCCAGCUCUUCCAAUGCACAUCGUUUUGGAGCACAUUACACUUGUCGGUCACGUAGUUAAUAGUAGUUCAUAAUGUUAGCACAAGUAGUUUCUGAUGGUGUUGGUGGAUGUAUAAGGAGACAAAUAUUAUUAUUAUCUUUGGAUUAUGUAUUUUUUGGAUUAUGUACAAACACACAUGUAGUUUGUGAUGGUGUGGAUGGAUUAAACUACUAUUUAGUAUAUAUAUAUAU